GUGUGGGUGUGUGUGAUUGGGGGGAAGGGAGUGUGAUACCACACAGUGCAGUCCUUUCUUCACCAAGCCCUCUUUCCAUUCUUUCCGCAGAUCUUCACCCCCUCUUAGCUCUGAAUCUCUCCUUUUGGGUCAGAGGGAGGGAUUCUCCCAGAUUCCCACGGUCCUGCCUUCUGUUAGGCGCGGCUCCUUUAAGACUCGCCCGUCCCUGGAUCUAUUGAGGGGGGGCGUGAUCCUGUGGGCCCGCCCCUGGCUGUUGAUUGGUCGUUGGGUGGACGGGGUGGGCCUGAGGGAGAGGGCCUCCCCCUGCUCGGUACCCUCCGCCCCCCCCAGUCUGGGGCUCCGGGUAAAGUUUCAGCCUCCGCACGUGACUCGCUAUGGCCGCUGCCUUCGCCCCGCGCCCCUGAGCCGCGGCCCCCCGAACUGCUCCUCUCCCGGGACCCCGUACCCCUGACGCGGAGCAGCACCAAGGCGCAGGGUCAGGACAGACGCCGUGCCCGCGGGCGCCUCGGACGGAUUGCGUGCCCCCGCUGCGAGCAUCACAGGACAUGGCCCCCCCUGCCGCCUAGCCGGGGCCCACCUAGGAGAGGCAUCCUUUUCGGCAUCCUGAAGGCCAGCUCUGGACCUUCCCGGGAAAGUGCCAGCUCACGGAACUGCUUGACCAAAGGAUCGGCUCUUGGGACAUCCCCCAACCCGCCCGGCCCCCAGCUAGAGUGGGGGCUCCAGAAGGCUGAGAUUAGCCUGCUGGCCUUGGACAGCAGCUCCAGGACAGAAGGGGGGGGUGGGCUGACCACCCAAACCCCCUCUGGGCCCAGGCCCCAUGCCCCGAGGAGGGGCGGCCUGAAGCCCGCCAGAGCCCUCUGCCAGACUGUCUGCCUGUCCUUCUGACUGUGGCUGCUUGGCAUGGCCAGCAACAGCAGCUCCUGCCCAACACCUGGGGGAGGGCACCUCAAUGGGUACCCGGUGCCCCCCUACGCCUUUUUCUUCCCCCCUAUGCUGGGUGGACUCUCCCCGCCAGGCGCUCUGACCACUCUCCAGCACCAGCUUCCAGUUAGUGGCUACAGCACACCAUCCCCAGCCACCAUCGAGACCCAGAGCAGCAGUUCCGAAGAGAUAGUGCCCAGCCCUCCCUCGCCGCCCCCACUGCCCCGCAUCUAUAAGCCUUGCUUUGUCUGUCAAGACAAAUCCUCAGGCUACCACUAUGGGGUCAGCGCCUGUGAGGGCUGCAAGGGCUUCUUCCGCCGCAGCAUCCAGAAGAACAUGGUGUACACAUGUCACCGGGACAAGAGCUGCAUCAUCAACAAGGUGACCCGGAACCGCUGCCAGUACUGCCGGCUGCAGAAGUGCCUGGAAGUGGGCAUGUCCAGGGAGUCUGUGAGGAACGACCGGAACAAGAAGAAGAAGGAGGCGCCCAAGCCCGAGUGCUCUGAGAGCUACACGCUGACGCCAGAGGUGGGGGAGCUCAUCGAGAAGGUGCGCAAAGCGCACCAGGAGACCUUCCCUGCCCUCUGCCAGCUGGGCAAAUACACUACGAACAACAGCUCGGAACAGCGUGUCUCUCUGGACAUUGACCUCUGGGACAAGUUCAGUGAACUCUCCACCAAGUGCAUCAUUAAGACUGUGGAGUUCGCCAAGCAACUGCCUGGCUUCACCACCCUCACCAUUGCCGACCAGAUCACCCUCCUCAAGGCUGCCUGCCUGGACAUCCUGAUCCUGCGGAUCUGCACGCGGUACACGCCCGAGCAGGACACAAUGACCUUCUCGGACGGGCUGACUCUCAACCGGACCCAGAUGCACAACGCUGGCUUCGGCCCCCUCACGGACCUGGUCUUCGCCUUCGCCAACCAGCUUCUGCCCCUGGAGAUGGAUGAUGCUGAGACUGGGCUGCUCAGCGCCAUCUGCCUCAUCUGUGGAGACCGGCAGGACCUGGAGCAGCCAGACAGGGUGGACAUGCUGCAGGAGCCGCUGCUUGAGGCGCUGAAGGUCUACGUGCGGAAACGGAGGCCGAGCCGCCCCCACAUGUUCCCCAAGAUGCUCAUGAAGAUCACGGACUUGCGAAGCAUCAGUGCUAAGGGGGCCGAGCGGGUGAUCACGCUGAAGAUGGAGAUCCCGGGCUCCAUGCCACCUCUCAUCCAGGAAAUGCUGGAGAACUCGGAGGGCCUGGACACUCUGAGCGGACAGCCGGGGGGCGGGGGGCGGGAUGGGGGCGGCCUGGCCCCCCCGCCCGGCAGCUGUAGCCCCAGCCUCAGCCCCAGCUCAAACAGAAGCAGCCCGGCCACCCACUCCCCGUGAUGCCCGCGCCCCGUGGACACAGCCCUCGCCCCUCGCCCCGGCUUUUCUCUGCCUUUUUACCAACCGUGUGACCCCCGCCAGCCCUGCCCCUUACCUGUCCUCCCUUCCUGGGGGAUGGGAGGGAGGAGGCGGCGACUCUUGGGACAGAGGCCCGGGUUGCGAUGGACUGCCCGCUCCUGCAGCCUGGGCUGACCUCAGGGGCAAGGCCGUGAACUGAGUGAGGACCCCUGGUCCUGGGCCUCUGGAUGGGGCCUGGGGGCCUCGUGUUCAUCAAGACACCCCUCUGCCCACCUCGCCACAUCUUCAUCACCAGCAAAUGCCAGGACCUGGCUCCCCCAUCCUCUGAACUCACAAGCCAUUGCCCCCCGGUUGGGGAACCCCCCUGCCUUGGUUGGUGACAGAGGGGGUGGGCCAGGGGUGGGGGGUUCCCCCUGUACAUACCCUGCCAUACCAGCCCCCAGGUAUUAAUUCUCGCUGGUUUUGUUUUUAUUUUAAUUUUUUUUUUGGUUUUGAUUUUUUAAUAAGAAUUUUCAUUUUAAGCACAUUUA
Messenger RNA from Diceros bicornis minor, 2837 nucleotides. RefSeq names its product retinoic acid receptor alpha (gene RARA). The transcript has 9 exons. Lineage: Eukaryota; Metazoa; Chordata; Mammalia; Perissodactyla; Rhinocerotidae. Gene Ontology annotation, molecular function: zinc ion binding; RNA polymerase II cis-regulatory region sequence-specific DNA binding; nuclear receptor activity. The record is from RefSeq and is a predicted model, not a curated record. Gene Ontology annotation, biological process: cellular response to corticotropin-releasing hormone stimulus; regulation of transcription by RNA polymerase II; retinoic acid receptor signaling pathway. The coding region runs from base 901 to 2289 and encodes 462 amino acids. Gene Ontology annotation, cellular component: nucleus; transcription regulator complex.